CCUCGCCUCGCUCUGCUGUCACCACAACGCUGCUGUCACAUAGGGCUCAGGAUUUAUUUUUGGACUGCCAUGGCGUCUGGUCCUUCCAUUUGUAGGAAGGGGGGUCGACUUGGUCUCAACAUGAACCUGCCGCUCUGACACUCCAGGCUGGGACAAGCAGGCAGCAGCCGGCCGGCCGCCCCCCAAGCAGCAGUCGCACAGCUUUGAAACACAGUCUGCCCUGUCAUUUAUGAAGCAUUACCAAACAAUGAUCACAUUUUAGCUGGGAACCUGUCAGGUGCUCUCUGAACAUCAGCAACAAGUUUUUACCUGGGUGCUGAAGUGCUCAUGGCUGUUGCUUACAGUACUGUCACCCAGCUGGGCCUGCUUUCCCAGCAGUAUCCCCCACCCCUGCUGCCCAAGCCUGGAAAGGACAACGUUAAACUUCAGAAGCUCCUCAAGAGAACCGCCAAGAAAAAGGCCUCCGCUCAGGCCUCUCAGUCUGCUGCGCCUUUCCGUUCCAGCCUUUCCCCUGUGAAUGAAGCAAGCCCUGACCUCGAACACAGUGAACACUCCACCCCUCCCAGGACACCAGAGACACCGUUCAACCUAUACAGUGUCCAGCAGCCUCCACGGUUCACCGUCAGACCACUGUAUCAACAUGUGGCAUCCCCUUACCCACAGCGUGCAGCUUAUGGCAGAGCAGCAAGAUUCUCUCCUCAGACAGUGGCAAUGCCGUCAUACUCUUACUCGCAUCAUAUUACCACAGUUUCUUCAUAUUCUGCACCAACUGACCUUUCUGGACCCUCACCAGCUCUGGGGUCAGUUGCCCAGGUGGCAGUACCAAAAGUAUCUCUGCUCACUUCUCCGACACCUGAGGCAACAAUACCAACUGCCGAAGUGAAAAAGGCACUUUCUGAAAUUCAUGUUGGUCUUGGAUCUGCUGCAGCUGAGGAAACACCAGAGACAAAACCCACAAGUACAAGUUUGUCUUCUUAUCCAGCAACAGGCAGACAAGCAUUGAUUCGUCCUCUGACAGUGCUGACUCCACUCGUCAAAUCCAAAAGUCCACGUCCAACGUUCAAAGCAACUGAACCUUCAAGAUCCCCAAAACCAAUGUUUGAUGUCCCUCAAAUUAGGAUGUACACGGCAAGCACAUCAUACUAUGAGACAUCCAGGACCCCACCAGUGUAUGACUCAGCUGGAUUAACUGCCAUUGGUAGCACAGUGACUCAAAGUAGAACAACAGAAACACCUCAAGAUUCAUUUCAGCUUCCUUCUUUAGGCACAGACCCCCAAAGAAAAACACCAACUUUGGAAACUAAAAGAGGUACUACACCUACUGCAGACAACACAACCCCAACCCCAACACCUGAAAUCAAAAGAGUCACUCCAACAUCUGAAAUCCGAGUUAAAACACCAACAUAUGAGUUCCAGACAUCAAGAACUUCAGCUGGACGGCCUAAAACCCCAGCAUACUAUAUAACUCGGGCUUCAACACCCGUAUUUGAAAUCUCACGACCCAAUCCUCUCUUAUUUGCAGUGUCACCGAUCACAGUAGAGCCAGAGAAGUCAAGAACGCCCAAAACAGUUUCUGCUGUGAGCAGUUUGUCUGUUUCCCAAACUGUGAAGAGAACAGAGCCUAAACCUACUGAAACAAUACUGAAUGGUGACAUACAUUCAUACAUGAAACCUGCAGCUAAACCAAUCCAAAAAAGUAUCACAAAGUCUAAAUCAGAGCCUGAUCUGACCAGAGAAAAGAUACAAAUUACUCCAGCUGCCAUUCACAGCCUCUCUAAGCCUCCUUCAUCUGAGCCAAUAACACCAGUAGUGACCUGUCCUGCCUAUCAGAGGCCUAAUACUCCAACAUAUGAGGCAUCUCGACUUAUGACCACAUCACCUGGUUAUAAAAGACCAAAGACACCUACACAUGGGACAUCACCAACAGCCUUUCAGAGACCUAAAACUCCAACCCAAGUGCCUCAAAAAUCCAAGUCUAGCUACCGAGGAUUGACACCAGCUGAAUAUACUGCUUAUGGCGGAAUCAGAACUUACUCUCCAGCAUUUGGUUUCUCCAGUUCUAAGACACAAACUGAAGAGGAGGUUAAAGUUCCAAAAGAGGAGUCGAUGGAAUGUAAAACACCCAUCAAAGAACCAUCUGUGAAAGGACAGUCAGAAGCUGAGAUGUCAACAGUCAAUGAAAUCCCCAAAGACACAUAUAAAGCCCAUCUGAGAGAUGAGAAGGUUGCUGCCACCCCCACGGUUCCUAUGAUUAUUGUUUCACAAGCAUCUGACACUUCAGGAACAACAGUAACACAAGAGAUUAACAUGGUAUCCAUUAAAAUUCCAGAGAGACAACAAACAACUGUAAUUCAAGAAACACGGAAAGCUAAACCUCCAACAGUACAACAGGAGAAAACUCCUGAGAAGCAGAAAGUGGAAACAACAGCUGAUGUUAAGCAUCCUCUGCCCAAAGGUGAAGAAAAGGAUCCUCUGAAGGCAGUAAGAAAACUUUUAGGCAAAGAUAAAGCCCCAACUGCUGAGCAGAAAUCAGAAACUGAAACAAAAUCUGUCGUCUCAGAUCAGAAAAAGCUAGCAGAACCUACCACUUCCAAGAUGAAAGAGCAAGGCUCAAAGCCAAACACUGCUGCACCUGCCUUGCUCAUCAAGAUGUCAACAGGACAUGAAAAUAAAGGAAAAGAUAAGGAGUCAGCGAAAUAUGCUCCUGAGGAAAAUGAAGCUGAUGAACCCUUAUCAGCUGAGCCCCCUCUUAAAGCGGUACAGAAACCAAAGGGGAUGAAAUCUAAAGUGAGUGGUUGGUCUCGGCUCAAGAAACAUAUGGUGGUGGAGCAGGAGGAGCCCAAAUUUCCAGAGACAGGCAGCCAGAUGGAGGCCACUGAGCAGGACCAGAGUGGGGUGAAAAAGGCAGAUGAAAAAGCCAGAGACCAGCCUGGCACUCAAGAUGAGAACCAAACUAAAGACGCCCCCAAGGCAACAAAGAUGUGGGACGCCGUCCUCUUCCAAAUGUUUUCCACUAAAGAGAACAUCAUGCAUCAGAUCGAGUUAAACAAAAAUGAGGAGGAGAAGGAGAAAGAGGAAAAGUACGAGCUGAAAGAGAUACCUUCAUUUGCAUACCGGCUGCCCGUGCUGCUCUUUAGUCCAAAGUUUGAUGCCAAAAAGCUUAAAGAGGCAGCGUCAAGGCCAGUGACAAAAAUUUCAACAGUUUUUGAAAUGGGUCUUAUCGGGCGGAAAGGUAAAGAUGAGGAUCCAAAAGACUUUAACAGAAAGGCAAGAGGGUUUGCUGCUACUUAAGCUAUUACAAUAUAUAUAGAAACAAAGGGUAAAGAAAAAAAUGUAAAGGAAAAUGUUUUAUGUUUCAUGUACAGGAGCAGAAAUGUUAGCAACAGAACUAAUGUACAGGUCUGAGUUCUUAGUCUCUUGUUAAAUGAACAUAGUUUGUGUUAUAGAAAAGUCAACCUGAACUUUAUACUUGACAAAUGCUUUGUGUUGCCUUUGUGUGACUGGCCAGUGUUGGAGCAGAAAGAGCUACAUUUGUCUUAAAAUCAUCCAGACGUCACAUCAGAUUAAAGUGUUCAUAUUUGAAGUCAUUUCAGAGCUUCUCACUUGUUUUUUUAAUCACAGGUUCACAGUAAACACAGAAGUUCUGGAUCUGGAGAAAUGUGCUUACUGUAAAGAAAAUUUUGAAACGGAGACUGUAUUAUUAUUAUUUAUAAUAAAAAGAUAAUUAAACAUAACAUAUUUGAUAAAAAUAUUUGUAUGGACAGAAUUUAACACUUUAUGAUUUUAAGACAAAUCAUUUGUGACAAUUCUGUUUCACUCAGAUGAUCCAGUUCCAUUCAAGAUGGUGCUACUUUCCUCAGGGUGAGAUGAAUGAUUGUGUGGAGAGUGACUUGAUGUUUUUAGGCUGUAGUUUGUCAUCUUUUAUGAUCAAACGUUCUUAAAGUCAGAAUGAAACAGCAUUUUCAGAGCAUCCUGGUGGAUGUUGAAGGUCUGAAGGCUCUGUUGAGGGAAGUGAAUUCAUAUUCAGUGAAGUUUAGUGUCGCUCAUUUCUGCAGUUUAAAAACUGAAGCUGCAGCUUCUAACAAAGUGUUUGAUUUUACUGGGACUUGAAGAUGAGCUAAAAGCUCCUGUGAGUUGCUGUUAAACUGUGAUGGAGGUCAUUGGGGUCAAAGGUCAAAGACACAGACAGAUGGUGCAGAAUCCAAACUUUAUUCUUCGAGUUUUUUAUUGUCCCAUUUUGUGUUCUGAUUGAAGACAGUUUUAAGAAACCUAAACGUGUUUGUCCUCUCUAAUCGAACAAGAACCUGAUGACAGUAUUUCAACUGGUGGCAGGAUGUCAACUGUUUGUCAUUGAUUCAGUCCAACAGUCCUGAAGUAGAACUUGUCUAAAAUCUUAAUUUCACAAAUUUCUCUCAUUACUUCAAAUGAAAAAUCAAACGGAUGAGUGUUACAGCCUGCACCUUGUCAAAGCAUGGCAUUUAAAUCUGCCUGUGACUCUAAUGUGUUUUUUUUAAUUUUACGUAAGGGACUUUGAGCCGUAUUGAUUCCUCAUGAGAAGGAUGCAUGAGAACAAAUAAAGUUUGACUUGAUGGAACA
Messenger RNA from Scatophagus argus, 4596 nucleotides. RefSeq names its product proline rich 33 (gene prr33). The record is from RefSeq and is a predicted model, not a curated record. The transcript is spliced from 4 exons. Bases 328 to 3291 code for a protein of 987 amino acids. Lineage: Eukaryota; Metazoa; Chordata; Actinopteri; Scatophagidae.